UUGCGCGCCUUCGAGCCGUCGGGAAACACGGCGAGCAGCAGCGGCAUCGUUGUUGUAUAUUGUCGCGCUACGCGUGCCACGGACGUGUCGUCGCAUCGUCAUCGUCGUUGCCGUUGCCGUUGCCGUUGCCGUUGCCGUCGACGAACCGCUGCCGCGCGGAGCGCCCUGGAAUACGUCGUCGUUGGCCGUACGAUCGACCGUACCUUCGCGCUCGCGGUCCCGCCGGCUUCUCUCUGACUCCCCCUCGUGCGAGGAGGAGGGUGCGAUCGCCGCGGAGGGUUGAUCGCUCGGAGCGGCGCUGAGAGCGGUGCGUUUUCGCGCGCGUUCACCGGAGCAUACCGCGGAGCGGCGGUAUUCGCCACGCUUUACUGCCAACCCCCGCCGAGUGCCGUCCACUGUGCUGCCGACUCCUCGUGACGAUAGAACGCAUUGGCACGCUUCCAAGCUGGCGAAACGGUGACUAGCUGGCUGCCACGGUGCUACCACCGCCUGCCUCCGACUUUGGGAAUACGACACUCGCGUGUCGCUGUCGUUUUAUUCGGGGGUAGAAUUACGUCAACGUGCGAAUGAGAGUUUUCGCGCAUAGCCGACCGUAGUCACAUACAGAGUCGUUUAGAAACGUGUCGCAGAUACCUAUAGCUACGAAAAUCACGUUAGUUAAUUGGUAUCUGUGCAGUACGGCGAAUAGUGUGACGUAUGCGACAGUGUAACGUGAAAAUGACCGCCUAGUCUCGGGGCAAUUCGUUUCGGAGCACAAGUUUCGGAGUUUCUUCGUUACCUCCUAUCUUCUACGUAUUUUUUUACGAAUGAAGUGGACGUAGUGUGAACGACACCGUGUGAACGUCAAGUGCUAUCGAUCGGUCUCGCGAUCGAUCAGGGGAGAUCAACAGUGUGUUCCACGCCACGAAUGGAGGCAAAGUGAUAAAGGAACGGCGGCGUCGUUAGAGGAUUUUAAAAGCAGCUUCCGGAGGCCAGCCCGACGCAAUGCGUCGACGCUGCUGACGCAAACGCGCCUGGAUGCGUCUCACUCUUAGCACGUUACCACAGCUUGCCGUUUUAGCGAAGAUUUUGUGCCUCCUGAUGGUGGUGAUGUGCGGGGCGGUGCCGGCGAUGGUGCGCUCCGUGAGUCUCUACUCGACUUGCAGCAGCGGCAAUGUUACCGUAAUAGGCCGCUCGGUCAAAGCCAUAGGACGCGACGAUCACAAUGCACCCUAUCAGAAGCUCGCCACACAAUCGGAAGAUUUCAGUAGGAAGCUGUACAUCUAUGCGGAGAAGAGCCAACGAUACCUUUGUUUCAAUAAGCGGUGGAGACUCGUCGCCCUGUUGAAGAAACAGAAGGGAGCGAUGUGUCAGUUUUACGAGGUAUACAACGGCUCUUAUUUGAGGUACAGGAGCGUCGCCAAUGCAAGCCGGUACCUCGGCUUCAACAAGUUCGGUAAUCCGGUAAAGAACUUCCAUCGCAAGCAGGAGUGCUUCAACUUCAUCAAGUACAACCCCCAUGCCGAUAUAAACCAUCACAACAAUCUGGUGAACGCGGAGGGUAUGGGCGGUAUGGAGCCGCGGGAGCCGUACGUCUUCUUGAGGAAACCGUCGCCGGUGAUGAGGGCCACGAAGAACUCCCUGUUGCAGGCCGACAGCGCGAGGGAGCACGUCCACACGUCCACGCAUCGCCAUCGGCACUCGAAUCGCUGGAAGAUGCGGCAGGACGGGACGGAUUCGGGACCCCGGAGACGGCACGAGAGUCGCCUCGUCGAGGCCAGCAAGUAUUGAGCCGCGUGCGAGCUCGCCGAUCAAGACUGCCUCCUCCGUACCCCGUGAAAACCUGAGAUCAGAACUGCCAAAUACGCUGGUGGAUCGCACGGUCGGGAUGUCAGGAGCCCACUUAACGGCGCCCAGUGUGUCGCGACUCGAAGCACCACGUAUUCGUUCGAUCGGUCGGCGAAUCAAGAGCGCGGGCGCGGCUCGCCCCGAGUACACACCUACACACGCACACGCGCGCACACGCGCGCGCGCGCGCGCGCGCACACACACACACACACACACACACACACACACACACACACGCCUUAAGCUGCGCCCGUUUAGUUCCGUUUCCGCCAGCCUGAGCGAAGCGACGUUUCUGCGGCGGGGACGGGCAUCGUCGUCGAGAUUUAGCGUCCGGAUCGACGGUGAACUCCCGCCGAUGAAGCUAUCUCAAUUUCACGCGGUUAAGUUCGAUUUACACUUGCCCCGACUGACCCCUUCAGGCAAGUAUGUACCUCGUAUAACGUAUAAGAGCGUUUCUUUCUAAUCGUUGAUUCCUCGCGGAUUUGAUUCGCGCGCGACGAAUCGCACGUUAUCUCUCUUGUCUCUUUUUUACUCACUUUCUAUCUACCUAUAUAUGUUUCUUUACUUAGUUUCGCGACGAAGCGUGGCCGAUUAGUGAAAAACACUUUUUUUUUCUUUUUUUUUCGAUGCUGCGCCUCACGGUAAAUGCGAAAUACCGUGCCAGCCCCGUGUAAAUUUAUUCAAGCCGACAAUUUAUUGUCCAAUCGAUCGUUUGGCGACGCGAACGAAAGGAAUUCACAUCACGUAGAAAUCGUAGCGCAACCGAACGGCUGCUGUGCUUCGAGCGCGGCCACCGGCCCGCGAUGGUAGCGCAAAGAGACAGGCGAACAGCGCUCGCCGAUGGACACGUAUUUCCCGAUUUGCCUGACAGAGAUAACUCAUCUUUCGGAUAUCGCGAAAUAUUGAAUUAUUACUAUAAUUCGCUUAAGCAAUAUUGAAAGAAAAAAAAAAAAUUUCGCCCAAAGUGCACGAUUAGAUAGAUCCGAAAAAAAAAAAAAAAUCUUGUGAAAAAAUCUCUACGAUAAAAUCUCAAUCUCAAUAACCUUAGUGAAAUAAGUACGCGUAACAAAUUGACAAAGAUUCGCUUGUGUUACGCUCGAGUAAGUGGCUGACGCGGCCAAUUCAUUCCAUUCGACUUGUGAUUGAGCUCUUUUUCGUAACAAGAGGGAAAAAAUCACAUUACGCGAGAAUCACGGGUCAUCAGUAGUAGUAUACUCGGUUCCUCGGGAAAUUAUAAAGCGGGAACGCGCUGUCGGCGUUGGUCCAGCGAGGAAAUAUUUGUCAUGUCGCGGACGCUCGUACGUCGCCACUCUUACGCCCGCCUACGCAGUUAGAGCUCACGCCGCGCAAGACUCUCUCGCUCGCUGUGCUAAUUACGCCGCCUAACGUAGCGUACGUGCGUGCGUGCGUGCGUGCGUGCGUGCGUGCCUGCCUGCUCGCGUGUAUGAAUAAUGUGUGCGUGCCUGCCUGCGUGCGUGCGUACGUGCGUGCUCGCGACAUACACGCCGGCCUUACCGCCGCCGACGCACAAACUCGUGGCACGAUCGAUUACGAACGUGCCGAGUCCGACAACCGACGACAGUUCUUUCGGGUUUUUUCUUUAACAAUUCAUUUCCCGUUCGCACUGAACGACGAUCAUACGCGGAGAUAUUACGCGGGGACCGUGUUCAGUAUCUAUGAAAAUUAACACGAUGUCGUUGUGUGACUUUGAAAUAGGAGGAACAGAAUGUUUCAGAUGCAGGACAUUUGAAGGCUUGAUAUAAACUAGGCUGGAGAAGUGCCAUGUAAUUUUAAAAAAAAAAAAAAAAAAAAUAUUACUUUUGUAUUUAUAGAAGAGCUCUCUAUGCUAACGAUACGGCAUAAGGCUGUACGUGUAAUUUUUGAGAGGAUUCUUAUGAGAUAUCAGACGGAGAUAAAGAGUAUUUUUUCUAUACUCUAUACUUUUUCAACUAAAUAAAAUGUAGUUUUUCAUUUUUGUACUCUUUCCAAGAUAUUCGUCUGUGUUCCUCUAUCUCUCAAAUACAAAAUGACAUCGAUUGAUAAUUGUUGGCAUAUUUUCUAAACAAACAAUUUCAUGUGGAACUUGUCUUGAGAUACUUCUUUCUUUCACGCAUUUUGGACGACGGCGAUCGGUUAGAACUGCGUGUCUGCGUAAGCGAGGAUACUACGCUAGUAUAUAGUUGUGUGCAUUCUGCGUGCAUACGCAUUUCGCCUCCGGACCGCGUGUGAGUGCGUGUAAUAUAAUGCAUUAUCGUUAAUGAAUUUAAUCCUUAGAAACGCUAUGGCAGACUGUAUUAUUAGGCUAGGUACAUUAAUAUAUGACGCGGUGGCGACUCGGCGAAGGGAACCAGGGACGCUGAGUUCUUUGCUCUACGCGAGAACGUCUUGUGCGAUAUUAUUUUCCGCUUCUAUUUUACGAGAUCGAGCGCCGACCUCGCGUCGUUUUAACUUUUCAUAAGCACAGGGAAGGCACCCCGGAACGGUUCAUUUUCGCAGACUCGCCACGUAAAGAGCGCCUGCCCCUCUCCCUCCUCUCUCCCCCUUUCCCAAAAAAGGAAGAAAGAAAUCGCUCCCUAGGUAGCUUAUUUAUUGAAAUCACGUUUAGGUACUACGCGAAAGCCGAAAUGCCCGAGAAACCCUUCGUUCCCCUUGUACGUAUAUAUAUGUAUAUGAAGAUAUGCGCUGCUCUCUUUUCAUCGUUCUCGUUACUCACCAUCACCCUUUUCUCACUUCUUUCCCCCUCUCUAUCGAUCACAUUCCUUGACUAUCAUUGACGCGCAACGUCAUACCACGAUUGCGAAUUAUUUGAUACAAAGUCACUAAUUGUUAAUUCAUCAAUUUUUAGCUUAUUUAUAUCUUCUUCCUGAAAAGAUACUUUUGAUUACAAAUUUUCUAUAAAAAAAUGGUGAUCGAUGAUACGUUAUAUCUACGUUUCGAUCACGUCGCUAUAAUAAAAGGAGUAGUACUCAAUUACUCAUUUCUAUGAUCCGAAUUAACAUGUCUGAAUAAAUAAAAUUUAUUUAAAAACACAUGUCUGUUUUAUCCGGUCCUUCAUUCGUUUAAAUUAUUAAAAUUCGCAUUUUUUUACACGAAGUCUGAAAAUACUCAAUACCUGAUUAAUUUAAUUGCAUACGAGUGGCAGUGCAUAAGAAAGAUUAUUCCUACGGAUGAUGUUUGUAUGUUGUGUGUUAAAAAGUGUAGGGAGCAAUAUGCAUGUAGUAACGCCACGGUUUGUGUGACGAAUCGAAAAAUUAAUUUUACAUCAUGUUUCAUAUACAGAUUGGAUGUUUAUUUUUUCGCGAAAUAACAUUUUUCAUAUAAUGUAAGAAAAUUCUUUUUUUUUUUACUGUGAACCGUUUAUUGUUUAUUGUACAUCAUAUUACUUAUUUCUUUCGGUGAUUCGUUAUCGACACGUGGCGAAUGCAAGCUAAGCACGAUAAGAUGUCGCGUGUAAACAGAAAUUAAACGCCAACAGAUGACCAUGAAAAAGGCGACGCUUUAAAAUCCGACGCUUAUAAUUUAAUAACAGAUAACUAAUCUAACGUGUAUAUGUAUUGUAUUGUAAUAUGAGUAUUGUAACUCCGCCUCUAAAAAUUAACCAUCUCGUUUUGUAUGUGUAAGCAUAGCGUCACGUAGCGAGAAUCACCGCGGCGUUCACGGCGAUGCGAUGCGGAGUAAAAUGACAGAAUAAUUUUUAUGGAGUAUGCGAGUCUCCUCGAAAGCGAGAUGUGUCACUGACUCUGUCGUCCUAAAUAUAUAUGUGUAAAAAAAAAAAAGAAAAAAAGCGCAUGCGAUUCCCGACCAGCGUCACUCUCGCGAUUACUCAUCGAACUACUCGUAAUCGAGCCAACCUGGAAUUAGUUUCGGUAUCGAAGAAAAUUUUGUCGAUCAUUUGUUACCGUCUAGUUUAUAUGUUUUUAUAUUGGCAAAAGAAAUUUUGCUCGAUUCUAAAUUCUGUUAGUCUCAUGUAUGUAUGACACUGCGAUCAUCUUAUCAUCGCCGCGUGACUCGAUUGCGAGCAGACUAUCUCACCGCCCGUCCCAGCCUUACCACCCUCUCCUUUUUUUUACUUCUCACUAUCGACGAACCAGAAAACGGCAGACGAAACGAAUAGAGAACACAAGAGAUGAAUCUGACUACCCUGUCCCCUCUCUUAUAGAUAGAUAGUAUACAUACUAAA
Pogonomyrmex barbatus (red harvester ant) is the source of this 6007-nucleotide messenger RNA. RefSeq lists its product as uncharacterized. Gene Ontology annotation, molecular function: growth factor activity. The record is from RefSeq and is a predicted model, not a curated record. Lineage: Eukaryota; Metazoa; Arthropoda; Insecta; Hymenoptera; Formicidae.